AUGAAGCAGCCUGCCAGAGCCCUUUGGAUCAUCAGUACCGCCAAGAGAUUCUGAAGCUGGAGGAUUUGGAUGGCAGGAAGAACCGACGAAUCUUUACCUACACUGACUCUGAUAGAUACACCAAUUUGGAGGAGCACUGUCAGAAAAUGACCACCGCAGCCAGCGAAAUGCCGUCAUUCUUGGUCGAGCGAAUGGCAAAUGUCAGGCGGCGACGGCAGGACAGGCGAGGGAUGGAGGGUGGCAUCCUUAAGUCACGAAUCGUCACCUGGGAACCGUCAGAAGAGUUCAUCCGGAAAAACCACGUCAUCAACACCCCUCUUCAGACCAUGUACAUCAUGGCAGACCUGGGGCCCUAUGGAAAGCUUGGCUAUAAGAAGUAUGAACAUGUCCUCUGUACUCUGAAGGUGGACAGUAAUGGUGUGAUCACCGUAAAACCUGACUUCACUGGCUCCAGAGGACCCUACAGAAUCGAGACGGACGGGGAGAAGCAGGAGCUGUGGAAGUAUACGAUUGACAACGUGUCCUCCCUUGCACAGCCUGAGGAGGAGGAGCGGGAACAGCGUGUGUUCAAGGACACUGUACCACAAGCCUUUGAGGUGAAUAUUUUUAUUAUUACCGCUUUAUAAAUGAGGAAAUGGAGAUCAAGAAGCUAAGCAGGGUCUUCCCUGGUGGCGCAG
Messenger RNA from Physeter macrocephalus (sperm whale), 677 nucleotides. RefSeq names its product tectonic-like complex member MKS1. The record is from RefSeq and is a predicted model, not a curated record. NCBI's taxonomy places the organism in Eukaryota, Metazoa, Chordata, Mammalia, Artiodactyla, Physeteridae. The coding region runs from base 147 to 626 and encodes 159 amino acids. The transcript is spliced from 6 exons.